Monosiga brevicollis MX1 is the source of this 3270-nucleotide messenger RNA. RefSeq lists its product as uncharacterized. Gene Ontology annotation, biological process: positive regulation of DNA-templated transcription. Lineage: Eukaryota; Choanoflagellata; Craspedida; Salpingoecidae. The record is from RefSeq and is a predicted model, not a curated record. The transcript is spliced from 8 exons. Gene Ontology annotation, cellular component: Set1C/COMPASS complex. The coding region runs from base 1 to 3270 and encodes 1089 amino acids.
AUGGUCGCAUCGCUGGCAGCCUCAGCCGAUCAUGACGUCCAGGAACAGGAAACGAUUCCCGAGCCCAAGCCCAAGCCCAAGCCUGAUGCACCCUCUGUUACCACGACUCGAGCCACACGCCGGCCCCGAGCCACGCAGGAUCGCCGCAAGCCUCGUAACCCACCUCGAUCACAGCUUACCCCACAACCCAGCAGCAGCUCUCCUCUAAAGCCUGAUUCAACAAUCGCACCCGUUGAGGCUACCACCAAGACAGGAUCCAAUCCCCUCAUCGCCUCCCCAUCCUCGCCUCCCCCACCCUCGCCACCCCCACAACAACAACAACAACAACCAUCAUCGAGACAUCGCCACGUACCGAGCGACGAUGAUGACAGUGAUGCAGAGAUUGCAAAUUUGCAGAGCAUGGACGAAGACGACGAUGGCUCCAGCGACGACAAGGAAGGUCGCCGGGCUCGGAUGGACGAUCAUCCAGACUACAGACGACCCGUAUCCCCCGAUGACCAUGGCCGGCGCAUUGCAACACCAGACCCGACGCCAGCGGGGCCACCAUCCGCGGCCGCACGCCCUCUCGCGCCAGCUGCUUACGCUGAUAAUGACCUCGGAGCAACCUCAAACCCCUCGACAGCAAAAACAACAAAAGCAACAAAAGCAACAAAAGCAGCCUCCAAGGGUCCACAGCAUUCCCGAGCGACCAAGACCGCCAAACCCGCCAAACAGCCCCCAAAGCCCACCGGCGCUACAGCCAAGAAAAUGCCCGACAACCUGAACACCAAUUUGGCUUCAAAGGGGGAACCCGCACCGGCCGCCAAGCAACCUCCUUCGCCUGUUGUGCUCCCCAAGCCUCGAGAUUCAGCACCUUUGACAGCCGACCCUAGUUCCCCGCCCCUUAAUGCCCUCACUGCUGCGCCCGCCGACAACACGGCCGACAACACGGCCGACAACACGGCCGACAACACGGCCGACAACACGGCCAUCACCAAAGAGCCACACAAGCCCAGCACCCAACCGGCCAAGCCAUCAAAGCUGUUGCACUCAACAUCAGAGGCGGGUCUCACUCAACCGGCUCCUGCAGGCCCUGCUCACGAGACACAGCCAACCGUGUCCCAGGUACAACGCCCGUCCAAACCCGAGCUCCAACGCUCGCAGCAGGCCAAGCCAGAGCCGACAGCCAGAUCCGAAGCCCCGCGACAGCCUGAAUCUAAGCCCGGUCCCAGUUCCUCCCCACAGCCCCAGAUUAAGGUUGAGCCCGUGGCUGUCAGCAAGUCUCAAGCCAUGUCAAUGGUGCAAGAUCUGACUUUGCCCGACCCCACUAGCAACGUGCGCCCUGCCUCGGAAGUCAAAACCACUGCGCAACCACCAUCUUUGCCAACACAAAAGCAGCCCGACUCUGACUCUGUUCUUGCAGCGACGCAAGAGCCCCCUAGCUCGCCAAAGCCCGUUCAGGUCGCCACGCCCAUCACCAAACCAAGCGCGCAGUCUUUUGAGCAAGCCACAGCAUCUACCUCGCAGUCCACAGCAAGUCCGUCACCAAACCCGUCACACGUUUCUAGCGCCGGCCCCAAAACCGAGCACCUAGCACCCACCGCCGCCACAGAGCUCCACAAAGUCGCCACCACCACCUCCUCCUCCACCUCCUCCUCCUCUGUCCCCCGGGCCAAGCCUGUUGAUCAAUCCCAGCCCGAUGCAAAGCGUGCAAAGUCGCCCCCAACGGCCCGUCCUACCUCAGCUUCGAGCCAGCGCAUGGACGAGGUCGGGCCCAAGACCGCGUUGGCUGCUUUGACAACGUCCGCAGAGCAACCUCCACUUUCAAGUGACCGCCCUACACCCAAAGUACAUGGUGGGCCUUUAGCAAGCACCCAGACUUCAACCACCAAUCUGGGCCGUUCCUCGCCACCCGCUACCCCGGCUCAAGGUCAGACCCAAGACGAUGAUGCCAUGGACGUAUCAUCACCAUCGCCGGUGGCAUCGCCUCAGCAAUUGCCGACCGCAGUUGCCCGCGAGACCACUGACGUGCCGAGCUCUUCGGCGCCCCACGAGCCCACCGUGCGCACGUCCGGGUCAUCGGAACCAAGGCGGAUGGCCUCCACGGGUGCCACGGCUACCCCGGGUCAGGAUGGCGAUCUCUUUUGCGUUUGCCGUCGACCCUAUGACGGCUCUUUCAUGGUACAAUGUGACAUCUGUGAAGGCUGGUUUCAUCCCGAGUGUGUGCACACCGAUCAAGACACGGUGGAAGCUGCCAAUAGUUUUACAUGCCCCACGUGUGCACCCGCCCCUGAGCAAGAUGAUAAUGCCAGUAGCUCGGGCUCGGAGGUAUCCCGCACCGAGGCUUUGCGCAUGCGCCAACUGGCACAAUCCCCUCCAACAUUACCGAAACGGGAUGUGCCUUCCGCCAAACGCGUCAAGACCGCAUCUCGGCGUGGUUCAGACGCGCAUGCGACGAGCGCGUCACCCGUGGCGACCCUCAGGACAGAAGACUCAACUCCCCCACCUUCUUCGGCAAGCACCAAGCGCCUUUGUCGGCGAGCUGAAUGUGAGCGAGAGGCGCGACCCGGUUCUGGGUAUUGCUGUCACACUUGUGGCCUGGCUGCCAACGCAGCACAUCUGCCGAUGCUGCUGCGCUGCACCAGUGCGCCGCCAGACACAUGUGCCACCCGCGAGCAGCGACGCGCUUUGGCCCAAGCCCGGGAGGACGUCAAGGGUCACCGUGAGGCCGUGGCUACCAAGCAUGGGAUCUACCAACGUUUGGAGGCAUAUAUUGAAUUUGUCGCCCUUCAAUCACGCCAUGAACUACCAGAAGAAGCGUCGAUGGAAGCCGAGGUGUUUGACGACGGGACAUUCCAAUGCCCCAGUUGCUCUCGGGAGCUAGCGCUGUCAGAGCUACCGGGCCAUCUGCUCAAGUGCUUUCAAACUCGUCAAGGAUUUUGUCGACGCUUGUAUGCACAGUGUGUAGAGCAUGGCGCUGGGCGAGACUUGCUGUGUACGCGUCGGCGGCACGAGUGUGGCCAACAUGCUGUUUGGCGCUAUGCAGCCCUCAACGCGGUGGCACACGACCUCGUGUCAGAAGCGAUCCUGCUGGGCUAUGCUGAGAAGGCGGUAGCUUACAACGAGGCGCUCAUGGCGCGUCAAACUCUAGUCUUGCUGGACCGUGUGGCUCAGGCCGAGGUUGGCUGGGAGAAGCGCUUCCUGGAGAUGGACACGCCUGCCCUCUUUGCCGACGAUCGGCCCGCGAUUACGGGCGGCACUGUUAACCUGCCCAACCGACCAUACCGAUAG